AAUAUAUGAACACAUGAAAGGAAGUUCAUUCUGAUAAUUCUGAUGCCUGAAAUGUAACUGGACUGAAGAGUAGAAAAGGAAAAAAAUCUAGUGCCGAUAUUAAUUACAAUGGCUACCGAUUCAGGGGAGCCAGCCAGCACAGAAGAUUCUGAGAAACCUGAUGCAGUUUCAUUGGAAAAUGUAGUUCCUCAGGUUGCUGCAGCUUUGACAGUGGAAGCUAGACUAAAGGAAAAAAGCGGUACUUUCUCUGCUUCUGGGGAAACUAUAGAAAGGAAGAGAUUUUUCCGAAAGAGUAUUGAGAUGACGGAAGAUGACAAAGUUGCUGAAUCUUCCCCCAAAGAUGAGAGAAUAAAGACUGCAGCAGAUAUUCCCAGAGUAGAUAAACUUACUACAAACGUACUAAGAGGUGGGCAAGAAGUUAAAUACGAACAGUGUUCAAAGACAAUUUCAGAAUCCUCAAAAGAUUGUUUCAAGGAGAAAAAUGAAAAAGAAAUGGAAGAAGAAGCAGAAAUGAAGGCUGUAGCUACGUCUCCUAGUGGCAGAUUCCUGAAAUUUGACAUAGAGUUGGGAAGAGGAGCAUUUAAAACAGUAUAUAAAGGACUGGACACGGAAACAUGGGUUGAGGUUGCUUGGUGUGAGCUGCAGGAUCGGAAGUUAACCAAAGCUGAGCAGCAAAGGUUCAAAGAAGAAGCAGAGAUGUUAAAGGGUUUACAGCAUCCCAAUAUAGUUCGAUUUUAUGAUUCCUGGGAGUCUGUAUUAAAAGGAAAGAAAUGUAUUGUACUAGUGACUGAACUAAUGACAUCAGGAACCUUAAAGACGUACUUAAAACGAUUCAAAGUCAUGAAACCAAAGGUCUUAAGGAGCUGGUGCAGGCAAAUUUUAAAGGGGUUGCAGUUCUUGCACACUAGGACUCCUCCUAUUAUUCACCGGGAUCUAAAGUGUGACAAUAUUUUCAUCACGGGACCCACUGGAUCUGUGAAGAUUGGUGAUCUAGGACUAGCCACCUUAAUGCGUACAUCAUUUGCUAAGAGCGUUAUUGGUGAUUAAUAUUUUAUAAUUUAUUGUUUGGGUGAAGAGAUAUUUGUCAAUUCUAAGGUCUAGAAGAGGGAUUAGGUCUCAAAUCUAUAGGUCUAGAAGAGGGAUUAGGUCUCAAACCUGUUUUUGUAAAUAAAGUUUUAUUGGAAGACAGCCACACCCAUUAUCUUACAUAUUGUCUAUGGCUGCUUUACCAAAAGGUUGGCAGUUCAAAUCCACCAGGUGCUCCUUGGAAACUCUGGGGCAGUUCCACUCUGUCCUAUAGGAUUGCUAUGAGUUGGAAUUGACUCAACGACAAUGGUUUUUUUCAGGAUGGCUGCUUUUGCCCUACAAUGGCAGAGUUGAGUAGUUGUUUCAGAGACCAAAGCAACGCUUAAAAUAUUUACUCCCUGGUCCUUAACAGAGAAUAUUUGCUGGCCCCUGGCCUAGAAUAAGGAGCCCUUUUGGCACAGCGGUUAAAGCACUCUGCUGCUAACCAAAAGGUCUAUGGUUUGAACCCACCACUUGGUCCACUGGAGAAAGAUG
Molecule: messenger RNA, 1560 nt
Organism: Loxodonta africana (African savanna elephant)
Lineage: Eukaryota; Metazoa; Chordata; Mammalia; Proboscidea; Elephantidae
Product: serine/threonine-protein kinase WNK3
Exons: 3
Coding region: 109-1047 (312 amino acids)
Biological process (GO): monoatomic ion homeostasis; protein phosphorylation; positive regulation of potassium ion import across plasma membrane
Cellular component (GO): cytoplasm; cytosol
Molecular function (GO): potassium channel inhibitor activity; ATP binding; protein serine/threonine kinase activity
Source: RefSeq, a predicted model, not a curated record